UUACUCACGCCAAUAUAGUGUUGCCUGGGCAACGUCAGCUGUGUAACCUCUUAACUGUUUCAAAACAAAUCGCAUUACAUAAAAUUUAAAGGUUCCAUUAAAUAUUUAUGCGAAUUCGUCUAAUGUUAUCGACAAUAAAUUUUCUAUCAAUAUGAGUAUAGGAAAUACAGGAACGUGGUCCAUGUUAUCGAGUAAUUUAUCCACUUAUUAAAAUGAAUUUAAUGCCUGAUCAACUGAAUUUAUUGUACUGCUGGAAAUCAAAAAAAAAAUGGAAGACAUAGAUGAUUUAGACAGUGCUUUAUUUGAUAAAAAUUCUAGAACUGCAGAAUUGAAUGAUACAAAGAAGAGGGUUGUGUUUAAAGAUUUUUCUAAAAGUAUUGCUCCUGAAGAUUUUAAUCCUCUGGACGAUAGUUUUAAAGAAUCUUUAAAAAAGAAAUCUGGAAAUAUUGAUAGAAAUAGCAAAGUAGUUAAUUUAUUUGGAAUAAAACAUGAAGACAGAUUUGAAAUGAAAGAUUCUGAUUCAAUAGAAACUUUACUUAAAUCACCAUUACUUGCUAUUAAAAAUUCAUUAGAAAAACCUCAGUCAGAUGAAUCAGUUCUUAAAGAAUCAGAUUUUGUAAGACUAUCGGCAACUAAUCAAGCAAAAAAAUCAUCAUUAAUAGAUGAUUUAUUUGGUGGCAAAUUAUCAACUUCUGUAGUUGAUACGACUAAAAUUAAUUUUAAUGUAUCUGCAGCUCGGUCAUAUCCUAGAGAAGCAAUUACUGGGAUCAGUAAUGAAAACACAAAUAAUGCAUCGACUGAAAGUGGUUUCUCCUUGAGUGCAUCAAAGGGAUCUAGGCGUGGUAGAAGAACUUCUACCAUUUUUAAUGAUCCUUUAGGACUUUUUUCAAUAUCUAAUUCAAGGAUUGAUGAAUCUUCAAAAGUUGAAGAAAAAACAAAUCAGCAAUUAAUUGUUGAAAAUAAUUUAAAAUCAGUGGAAUUUGAAAAACUACCAGAGUGGCUCAGAGAUCCAAAAGUUAUUAAAGAACAAAAACAUGAUAUAGUUGAAACUGGUCAAAGUGAAGAAUUACCUAAAGUAAAAUUUGCAAAAACAGACAAAGUUUCAAAUUCAACAAAUAUUCAAAAUAUUGCAUUAGAUAAAAAUAUGGAUCAAAAUGGUUUGACAUCAAAACUUUUGAGUAUUGAGUUUGAUCAACAAGCAGCAAUAAUGCAUAUGCAGCAACAGGAACAUGAACUUAGAAUAGGCACUGCCCUUUCUCAACAAACUGAAAAAUUUAAUUAUUUACUUGAAACUCAAAAAAUAAAAUCAAUUGACCAAGAAAAACAAUUUAAUAUGUUAUUAGCUAGACAGCUUGAAAGGCAAUCCAUACUUGAAGCUCAAAUGAAGUCUCAACAGGAUCGAAUAGACAACUAUAUUCAAACACUUACAGCUCAACCAACAAUAAUACCAUCUAUGAAUUUUACAACAAACAAUGACAUGAAACAAAAUACUAAAACAACAGUGGAUGAAAAAAUAGUGUCAGAAAAUCUUUUACAAAAAUUUGAAAUGGAAAAAAUAUAUUUAGAAAACAUUGUUGAAAAUUUGAAAGAGAAACAUGAAAAAGAGAUUUCUAUACUUGAAGAUUCUUAUAAGAAACAACUUACGUUUUUAGAAGAGGCAAUGGUCCAGAUGGAGAAAAGAAUGCAAGAUGAAGUAGAAUGUCUUGAAGCGGAUUAUAAAUUGAAAAUUCAAAAACUCAAAGAAGAAAUUUUAGAACUUGAAAAAGUACAUAAAAUUGAAAAGGAAAUAUUAAAGGAAGAUAACUCAACAAUUCUUCAAGAUAUACGUGAAAAUCAUUUGAAAAAUUUAGAAAUAAUUCACAAAGAGCACGUUCAAAGUAUUCAAAGGAUAAUAGAAUCAAAAGAAUCAGAACAUAAAGCAAUUGAAAUUAUGACAAUUGAUGGGGCAAAUAUUGAAAAAGUAAUUAACAAAUCUCAAAUUAUUAUUGAAAAUCUUGAACAUUUACACAAUAGACUUGAAAAUAAGGAUAAAAAUUUUACUGAAUUUAAAAGCAAUCAUUUAUUAAAUCAAGAAAAAAACAUUGAAUAUUUAAAAGGAUUACUUGAAAAACAAAAGGAUAUAUUUACAGAAGAAAAACAAAAAUUAAUGGUAACAAUUCAAAAACUUGAAUUAGAUUCUUUUGAACUACUGAAAGAAUUUAAAAAACAAAAUACCGUUUUUAUAGAAAAUCAAGAAAUUUUAAAAUCGAAGGAAAAUGCUUUGUUAAGAGAUCGGGAAAUUUUUAUUGAGCAGAACAAAUGGGAACGUGAACGACUACAAAUGAUGAGAGACGAAUGGGUAAAAGAACAAGACAAACAAUUCGGAUGGCUUGCACAAGAAAGACAAACUCUUAUUACUGAAAAAGGAAAACUUAAAAUUUUAAACAGACUAAAAAUAGGAUCUGAUGAUGUUUCUAAAAUAGAAUUAGAAGCAACUAUAAAGGCUGCACAAAAUGCUGUAUCCAAUGCUAAUCGAGAAAAAUUAAAAUGGCAGGAAAAAAUAAAUGAACUAGAAGUACAAAAAAAUAAUCUCCAAGAAAAAGAAAAUGCUCUUAUUCAAAAAGCCAAAGAAUUGCAAAUCUUUACUCAGUCAGCACUGGCUAAAAGAGAAGAAGGUUUGCGUGCUUUAAACGAAGCUCGUUUAAUUGAAGAAUGUUAUAAGGAUAAAUUAAGUAAAAUUCAAGCUCAACAAGAGAUCUUAUUACAAAGAGAAAAUAAACUUGCAAAUGAAAAAUUUGAGUUAGCAAGGGACAGAUUGUCAUUCCAUGUGUCACAUGAUAUAGAAAAACCAGUAAAAGACACUGUUUGUAAAUUAGACAGCAAAAUCAGCCACGAGGAUCAAUUAGACAUUUCAAAUUUAUUAUGCAGUAGAAAAAACAUAACACUUUGUAAGGAUAUUGUAGAUCCCCAUCUAGUCAUGUUAAAAUGGAAACUGGAUAAUAAGUCAGAUAAUUCUAAGAAACUUCCUUUCGUAAAUAGUCACUAA
Ceratosolen solmsi marchali is the source of this 3025-nucleotide messenger RNA. It is a transcript of the gene twy, whose product is annotated as fas-binding factor 1 twitchy. Gene Ontology annotation, cellular component: centriole; ciliary transition fiber; ciliary basal body. The transcript is spliced from 16 exons. The coding region runs from base 269 to 3025 and encodes 918 amino acids. Gene Ontology annotation, biological process: cilium assembly; establishment of epithelial cell polarity. Lineage: Eukaryota; Metazoa; Arthropoda; Insecta; Hymenoptera; Agaonidae. The record is from RefSeq and is a predicted model, not a curated record.